Messenger RNA from Dromaius novaehollandiae (emu), 2421 nucleotides. It is a transcript of the gene HABP2, whose product is annotated as hyaluronan binding protein 2. The record is from RefSeq and is a predicted model, not a curated record. Gene Ontology annotation, biological process: proteolysis; blood coagulation. Gene Ontology annotation, molecular function: calcium ion binding; serine-type endopeptidase activity. Bases 184 to 1815 code for a protein of 543 amino acids. The transcript has 14 exons. Lineage: Eukaryota; Metazoa; Chordata; Aves; Casuariiformes; Dromaiidae.
GCUCACUCUCAAAUGAUCGUGGCCUGUCUGAAGAAACACAGGCAACAAGAAAAAGCUUAUUUGAGGAAAAAUCUAGCAGCGCCAGAAUGGGUAACGGUGCUUUGUCCCUUCAGGUUCUUCCACUGCUCCUUUUCCUGGGGACCGCACGGCUGUGCAAACUGACUUUCUACCCUUCUUUAUCCCAUGCAGUCUUGCAGUUUCUUCUUCCUGACUGGCCUUCUCGAUGGCCAGACUGACGACUAUGAGUACUAUGAUGAGUAUACCCAGCCAGAAGAGGAACCCCUCCACCAAAACCAAUACGCUGAGGAUCCUGACUGGUUUGAGGAACAGUUUGGCUACAGUAGUACUAGAAAAGCAGACCCCUGCUCCUCCAAUCCCUGCAAGAACAAUGGCCGGUGUGAAAAAAAAGGAAGUCACUUCAGCUGCCACUGCCCCAAGCCAUAUACUGGGACUACAUGUGAGAAAGUGAAAGACAUGUGUCUGGAGAAGAGGUGUGUCAGAGGAGACUGCCUCAUUACAUUAACCUCACCUUAUUUCCAGUGCAGCUGUAGUCAUCCCUACAAAUUACCAGACUGUGGCCGAGCAUCUUCACCAUGCAGGCCAAAUCCAUGUAAAAAUGGAGGUAUCUGCAUACGGCACAGAAUCAGAUCAGAAUUCACCUGCAAGUGUCCUGAACCAUUCAGAGGGAGAAUCUGUGAAAUUGGACCAGAUGAUUGCUACGAGGAGGACUCCGAGUACAGAGGAAGAGUGAACCAAGCAGCGAAUGGAAAGACAUGCCUGCACUGGAAUUCCCACAUUCUCUUGGACUACUCUAUUAACUCAUUUAUGAAGGAUGCUGACUCUUACGGCAUUGGUGAACAUAACUUCUGCAGGAAUGCUGAUGGUGAUGAAAAACCCUGGUGCUACAUCAAAAAUAACAACAAGGUGGAAUGGGACUUCUGUGACAUUUCACCCUGCUCAGGAACAGCUGAAGAGAUCCCAGGGGCAGCAGGCAGCCCAACUGUCCCGCCUGGAUCAAAUGAAAUAUUCAAAACAUGUGGACAACUAGAAAGCCAAAGGCCACUAAAGAGGAUCUACGGUGGAGCCAAGACUAAAGCUGGCAAACAUCCGUGGAUGGUAUCUCUGCAGAAAAAGACUUCAUGGAGGAGCAGGCAUUUCUGUGGUGGAGUCCUAAUAAAACCAUGCUGGGUUCUCACUGCUGGACAUUGCAUUGAACACUCAGCAGAAAAUCUCCAAGUGGCCCUUGGAAAGCAAGACCUCAAGAAGAGAGAGCCUCAAGAGCAAAUAUUUGAUGUGCAGAAGAUCAUUGUACAUUACAAAUACAAAGACAAGGACGGUGUCCAAUACAAUGAUAUUGCAUUACUGAAGUUGAAGCCAGUUAAUGGUCACUGUGCUGUGGAAACAAAGUAUGUGAAAACAGCGUGUUUGCCUAACUUCCUCCUUCCUGUUGGGACUGACUGCUUCAUUUCAGGAUGGGGUGCCACAGAGACAGAUGAAGAAUCCCGUCAGCUGUUAGAUGCCAAUGUCAAGCUGAUUUCGCAAAGGCAGUGCAAUGCACCAAAAGCAUAUGAUCACGUACUGGAUGAAAGCAUGUUCUGCGCAGGAAAUCUUCAGAGGUCUGGAGUUGAUUCUUGUCAGGGAGAUUCUGGAGGCCCUCUAACUUGUGUAGAAAAUGGCUCCUACUAUGUGUAUGGCCUUGUGAGCUGGGGUGAUCAGUGUGGGUUAAAAAACAAGCCAGGAGUCUAUACCCAGGUGACAACAUUUCUCAGUUGGAUUAAAUCCAAAAUUCGGUCGGAGUCAAGGUCACUUCAUUGAGAGACAGCAUUUGGAACAUCAAAUGAAUUUCUGAAGCAUCAGGGUUGACUGUGACUUGCUGACAUCCUUCUGUCUCUGACUCGUCCUGUAAGAUCAAACCCAACUAAAUUGUGAGGACAGCCAGUGGACAGGAGAAGGUUUUAAUUGUUUUAUUAUUCUGUAAAUAUAUUUACAAAUUAAAAAUUAACUCUACUGGCAAACAAGUGGGCAAAAUCUGAAUUACUGCUCUGCACUGAACAAAUCUCUACCAUGAAAACGUGCAAAUAACUGACCCAUUCAUGUAAGUUAGAUACUACAAGUAUCCAAGGACAGAAUGUGCUCAAGUCCUAAUUUCUAGAGCAAAACAGCAAACACCUGAUUUCCACAUGAAUAACGCACCUGUAGAUUUCCCUGGGACUAUCAGAUCUCAACCACAUGUAGGGCUUAAGAAGAUAUUUUCUGCAGUCUCUACUGUCUGUAUUAGUCAACUAUAGUUACAAUUCAUUUCCUGAGUAACUUUUCAGAUGGAGAAGAAAAUCAGGGAUCUGUCCUGUUUCUCUUGGGCUGGUUUAUUGUUUGGCUUGUUCCCAGAGUUAAAACUUAAAUUAAACAAGUAUUUAAAGUGCA